AUGGCUUGGAUGGUCUUCUGGUUAUGCUACAUCAAUUUAAGGACAAGUACAGGUCUUGGAGAAUAUACAGUUCAUGACAAUAUUUACUCUGAAAAUAUAACUCGCAUCUUGGAUAGACUACUAGAUGGUUAUGACAACAGACUCCGUCCUGGAUUUGGAGGUCCUGUAACUGAAGUCAAAACUGAUAUCUAUGUGACUAGCUUUGGUCCAGUUUCAGAUGUCGAAAUGGAAUACACAAUGGAUGUUUUUUUCCGGCAGACAUGGAUUGAUGAACGGCUAAAAUUUGAUGGUCCUACAGAAAUACUUAGGUUAAAUAAUUUAAUGGUCAGUAAGAUUUGGACACCAGACACUUUUUUCAGAAAUGGGAAAAGGUCAAUCUCUCAUAAUAUGACGACUCCCAAUAAACUUUUCCGAAUUAUGCAGAAUGGAACAAUCCUCUACACUAUGAGAUUGACAAUUAAAGCAGAAUGUCCCAUGAGGUUAAUGAAUUUUCCUAUGGAUGGACAUGCAUGUCCCCUGAAGUUUGGCAGCUAUGCAUACCCAAAAAGUGAAAUAGUUUAUACUUGGAAGAAAGGACCUUUAUACUCAGUUGAGGUACCAGAAGAAUCUUCAAGUCUUCUCCAAUAUGACCUUGUUGGGCAAACAGUUUCCAGUGAAACAAUGAAAUCUAAUACAGGUGAAUACAUUGUAAUGACAGUGCAUUUCCACUUACAAAGGAAAAUGGGUUAUUUUGUCAUACAGACAUAUAUCCCUUGCAUAAUGACCGUCAUUCUUUCUCAGGUGUCUUUUUGGAUCAACAAAGAAUCUGUUCCGGCUAGAACAGUUUUUGGGAUUACAACAGUUCUUACAAUGACCACUUUAAGCAUCAGCGCAAGGCACUCUUUCCCAAAAGUAUCAUAUGCAACUGCAAUGGACUGGUUUAUAGCUGUCUGUUUUGCCUUUGUAUUCUCUGCACUUAUUGAGUUUGCUGCAGUGAAUUAUUUUACCAAUCUACAGACUCAAAAAGCUAUGAUGAAGGUAGCUAAAGAAUCAGCUGCCUUAGCAGCAGUGGCCGUGACAGCAGCAGCAGAGGAUGAGAUUGUCACACAUUCUGAUUCUAACUGCAACUUAAAGAAAAGAAUUAACUCAAUGGUCUCUCAAGGCGAUGUAUCACUUGAAGACAAUGUACCACCCUAUGGAGUACCAUAUUGUCAACAGACUGAUGUUCCUGCUGCAGACCUUACACAACUUGGAAUCUCAUCAAGUCCUCAUAGUGGAACUAGUAAAAUAGACCAGUAUGCCAGAAUAUUAUUCCCAUUGGCAUUUGCAGGAUUUAAUUUAGUAUACUGGGUGGUCUAUCUCUCCAAAGACACAAUGGAGUUAAAUCGCAGUGUUUGA
Staurois parvus is the source of this 1377-nucleotide messenger RNA. The record is from the annotation of a GenBank genome assembly. Lineage: Eukaryota; Metazoa; Chordata; Amphibia; Anura; Ranidae.